AUGCAAAACGAAUCGUUGAUUCGCAUAAGACAAAUUCGUUAUGCCGCGUUCGAGUUAGUGGAGCCGAAAUGUCGGAUAUAUUUCGCGCAUUUCGUGGUCGUUUAA
Molecule: messenger RNA, 105 nt
Organism: Dracunculus medinensis (Guinea worm)
Lineage: Eukaryota; Metazoa; Nematoda; Chromadorea; Rhabditida; Dracunculidae
Source: the annotation of a GenBank genome assembly